Messenger RNA from Lemur catta (Ring-tailed lemur), 1411 nucleotides. RefSeq names its product trans-golgi network vesicle protein 23 homolog A (gene TVP23A). The record is from RefSeq and is a predicted model, not a curated record. The transcript is spliced from 8 exons. Lineage: Eukaryota; Metazoa; Chordata; Mammalia; Primates; Lemuridae. The coding region runs from base 1 to 1143 and encodes 380 amino acids. Gene Ontology annotation, cellular component: Golgi membrane. Gene Ontology annotation, biological process: vesicle-mediated transport; protein secretion.
AUGCCAGGGCCCCGGUCCCGGCCUCCGGAAUCCCCUGGGCCGGGCCUGGGAAUCCGCUUUGCACAGGGGCCCGGGGCGACCUGGGCGUGGAGACUGCCGGGAAGCCCCGACCCGCCCCCAACCCGGGAUGCGGCUGCCCCACGACGUUCAUUCAUUCCCGCGUCGCUCGCUCCCUGGACAUCCACGGAGCAUCCGCACACGCACGACCCCCCACCCCUACUCUCCAGGGCCGCCCUCCGCCCUGCACCCGCGGCCUCGGCCCUGGGUCCUGGCGCCUUCCCCCGCGCCCCCCUCGCCCGGACCCCCUCCAGCCCCGGCCCCGCCCCCGCCCACGGCCCGCGACUGCGCUCUAGGCCCGCGCGCCCCGCCCCCACCCGCGACCUGCGCGUAGCAACCCCGAGGGGCGCGGGAGCCGGACCCUCUGCGCCCGCCCUGCAUCCGCGCCCUUCGGCGGCGACCCUCGGGGAUCGAGCCUGGGGCGCGGGCGCCAGGUGGGCUUCCGGGAGGAUGAAGCAGGCCCUGGUGGACGAUACUGAGGAUGUGUCCCUGGACUUCGGCAACGAAGAGGAGCUCGCCUUCAGGAAAGCCAAGAUCAGGCACCCCUUGGCCACCUUUUUCCACCUGUUUUUCCGGGUGAGCGCCAUCGUCACCUACAUGUGCUGCGACUGGUUCAGCAGGAGCUUUGUGGGCUGCUUUGUCACUGUGCUUCUCCUCCUGUCCUUGGACUUCUGGUCUGUGAAGAACGUGACGGGCAGACUCAUGGUGGGCCUCCGGUGGUGGAACCAGAUAGACGAGGAUGGGAGGAGCCACUGGGUGUUUGAAGCCAGGAAGGUCUCUCCAAACGCCAUCGCGGCCACAGAAGCUGAGGCGCGGAUCUUCUGGCUCGGCCUCAUCAUCUGCCCCGUGAUCUGGAUCGUCUUCUUCUUCAGCACCCUGUUCUCCCUGAAGCUGAAGUGGCUGGCCCUGGUCAUCGCCGGGAUUUCUCUCCAAGCUGCGAACCUGUAUGGCUACAUCCUCUGUAAGAUGGGAGGAGAGAGCGACCUCAGCAAAGUCACGGCCAGUUUCCUGUCCCAGACGGUAUUCCAGACGGUUUGCCCAGGUGACUUCCAGAAGCCUGGCCUUGAGGAGAUUCACCAGCGUUAGAAAUGGCUUAAAUGGGACUUUUCAUGAUCGAGCGAGCUUCCAACAGAGCAGAGUGCCACGGUCCCACAGCUGUUUGUUUCUACGUGAACCAAGCCUGGAGGAAAGGUUCGAGGAGGCGUUUUUAUUUUUAAAAUGGCACGUUUGAAAAAAAAUGCCCUUUACAUAUGUUCUAAGGAAAAGUGUACAAACAUUAGAUGAUUAAAGUGUCUCUGAGAAAGUGACUUCAAACCACACCAGCGUCUGGGGCCUUGCUGCCUGCGUCCCCUAC